GAAACUCAUUUACCUCCAAAUGUUGACCUGUCAACAGCAGAAUUCCGUGCUAAGUUUUUCCGAUAUGGAGAGGAAGUGAGAAAGCAUCGUAAACAACAAAAAGAACUAGCAAUGAAUCUUUCAAAAGCUACUGUAACAGAGAAAGACAAAAUGUAUGAGGAUAAAUCAGGAAGGUACAGAAGCAGUUGAAUGUAUUGUUUUGUGAUGUAUGACUUUGUAAAAAGCUUUGAGUUUUUGUGUAUCGUAAUGAGUGAAUGGAUCAACAUAUGUUGAGCAUGUGCAAAUGCUGUUUGUAAACUACAGCAUUCCUUGUUAAUGAAAUGCAUCGUGUUGAAUCACCCCAAAAUCUUUUUAAGAUGGAAUAUUCCCCAAAACAUUUUUCACGUUAACAUUCUGCUAUUUAUGUUCAUCAGUUUUAAUGCCAAAAAUGUUAUUCUUUGAAAACAUUUUUUUAUUGUUGGAUUAGGUUGCCUUUUGUGUGUACAGUAAACUGUUUGAAUAUUUUGAAUAUGUAAUUUAUGUAUUCUUGUCCAGGAUACUGUUAGUCUUAAAAAUUAUGAGAUGUUGCAGUGCAGUCUUUCAGCAAAUCAAUCAUUCUAGUUAUUUUGUGUUAAAAUCUUGAUUUUUUUACAAUAGUGAUAUGAUUCCAGGCAAGGUAUGUAACUAGCACUUCAUGUAAAUAUAAAUUGGUUUGUCACAUGUUUUUUAACAAUUGAUGUUCUAAUUUUGAGCAGGGAGUAGUACUUUUUAGAAGAAUAUAAACUUUAUUUGGUAUCUACAUUAUAUUAUGCAACUGCAAAGAUAUCUAGUGAAGAUCAAGAAGUCACACAUUUCUUUGUCUGCUUCUUUCUAGAUUUAUUGUAAUGACAUAUUUGCAUUUUUGUGGUGAUCUGUUAGAGACUCUGGAGUGUUGAAAUGAUAUUGUUAAGAGGAAGGUUAUUUGGUAAAUAUGUUGGAGGAACAUAGAAGCAGUUACAGGAUGGAAAAAAUGAGACUGAGAACACAGAACUGAAGUAGGCCAAUUGUGGCUCAGCUAAAUAUUUUCAAAUCCUUAUCUUGUCAAUGAACCAACAAUUAUUUGUGUAUCCCUUUGUACACAUUUUGUUUGUCAAACUUUCAUAAAUUUACUCUGAAUUCAAAUCAAUGUAGUCAUCAAAGUUGUAAUUUUCUUUGUUAUUGUUAGUGAAUAUUUAACUGUGAGUGUCUUUGAAGAGCACAUGAAGCCACAAUUGCAAGAGUAGUACUAUUACUAAUUAAAUUUAGUGUUUGGUUGACUCUUGAGAUGCUGAGACAAUGCCAUGCAAAUCACUGAUUUUAGCAAUCACAAUGUCUAAAGUAAGUCAAUGGAAUGCUGCUAUUGGUAAUUUUGUUGAAAUGACAUUCACAGUUUUAUUUUAAUUGGCCCACAGAUUUCCAAGGUUAUACUGAGAUAUUUUAAAUAAUAUUUCCAUUUCUCAUUUGGGAUUCUUCAGAACACAGUUACCAUAAAAGCCAGCAAAGUGUAUAGAGUGAAAAGAUAAACUGCUUCUCAAGGAAAACUCAAUUUUAGUUGUAAAAUAAAAUAUUAUAAUUAUCAGCAUUUGGCCUUAAAAAUGUGAGACUAAACUAUUUAUAGGAAAUGAGAGUGAGACUAGAAACUGAAGUAUGAUGAAAAACUCAUAUUUAUAUGCUGAGUGCAGUUCAAUUGUAUAUUGUAAAGGAAUGAAGUGGUGCUGAAAAGUUGUUUUACACAACAUCCACAAGGUUUAGUUUUAUAUAACGUUUGCAUAAAAUUUGCAAUUAAGCUUGCAGCUAUACCUCAACAUAUUUGUUUUGAAGGUACAAUUUUCUAUUUAUUUACAAAUGUACAUAUUUUAAAUUAAUUCUGUGUUGAUUGAACUCUUCUUAAAACUUUUUUUUUAUUAUAUUCGGGAAUACGUUUAUUUCACUAUUCGAUGUCAGGUAGGGAUAAAGGUAAUUUUCAGAUCAAUAGGAUAUUAUCUAUUUUAUUUGUGAAAAUACCCCAAUAUAUGUCAUAGAAAUCAAAGCAAGAAAGAUGGCUAAUUUUCAGUUAUAUUUGGAUACCAGAGCCUAUUCUCUCCCCAAAGGAAUGCAAUAACAAUGUGAUUUUUUUUAGAAACAUUGAUUAUUUAAAGAGUGAUAUAUUAAAUCCACCGUUUUUAACAUCAAUGAUUUGUGUGUAAAUGAAAAAUUCCAUAAUUACAAUUUGGUAAAAGGUAAAAUAUAAAAUAACUGAUAGUACUACUGACAGUUUUUGUGUUUGAAUGAAACUAAUGCUGCUUGUACUACGUUCAUUGAGCAGAUUAUCACAGAGCACUACUUGGUCCAUGCAGACUAUUUCUCAUCUGAGAUGAUCCCAAUGCCCUUGUUAUUUCCUUCAUUGCACAUAGAAUGGAGGUCAACACAUGUG
Messenger RNA from Gryllus bimaculatus (two-spotted cricket), 2410 nucleotides. NCBI's taxonomy places the organism in Eukaryota, Metazoa, Arthropoda, Insecta, Orthoptera, Gryllidae. The record is from the annotation of a GenBank genome assembly.